CGUGGGGAGGCAGCGCCGUUGUUUGUGGUGCCCGCGAGCAGACGCGCCGCAGCUGCCGCCUCGCCUCGCCGCUCGUGGCCCCGCCAGCGCCCGGCCGGCGCCCCUCGCCCGCCCGCCCUCCCUCCCGCUCGCCGCCCCCCAGGAUGUCCGAGAAGUCCGCCGAGGAGGCUCCGCUGGAGCUGGGGGCCAAGGACCUGAAAGAGAAAAAGGAGAAGCAUGAGGAGAAAAAGGAGAAGCAUGAGGAGAAAUCAGCUCGUAAAGAGAAGAAGGAGAUCGUAGAGGAUGAUGAAAAUGGUGCUGAGGAAGAGGAAGAUGACGAAGAUGCAAAUCCUGAGGAUGUGGACGAUGAAGAUGAAGAAGACGAAGAUGAGGAGAACGACCAGGAGCCAGACUCACACGCAGGGAAACGGUCUGCGGAGAAGAGGCAGGAAGAGGAUGAAGUGGACCCAAAGAGAAAGAAGACGGAAAAUGGCUCUUCCGCUUGAAACUGCCCCCUCCUUGUGUCUGCAUCCUCUUCUCUCCUGUCCGUCUCCCCCCAACCUUCAGUGCUCCCGCCUUCGUUGGCAUCAGUUUUAGUGCCACAGUGCUAGAGGGGGGAGGAGGCAUCCAGUUGUUCUCACACAGGGAGGGAAGGCGGGAGGGAGAGGGAGGCAGCUUGUCUCCAGCCCUGAGGCCCCUUCUGCAUUACAGUGCUCCCUACAGUUUCAGUGCCCACCUAGCUACUCAUCCGUCCUCCACCACCUGUCAUCCAACAUCCCUCCAUUCCCUGCAGACGUUCGCUUCCCCUGCCCAAGCCCCCCCCCCUCCCAGCUGCUGCCUCAGGCCCUCGCGUGCUUGCCUUUUUGACCGUUCUUCGGCAAAAAGGUGCUCCCUGCCCUUCACCAUCUGCCCCCUUUUUCCUUCCUUUCGUUGGUCCCGUACAGAGUUCCACAAGCUCCACAAGCACAUGUGGUGCCGAAAGGGUUAAGACCCGUCUAGGACUCCCCAGGGCAGUCGACGGGCAGGGAGCCUUGGCAGCCCUACAGGCAGUUCAUGUUGUCUGCCUGGUUCCCUUUCCACAGCUGGGAAAAGGCAAAGGUGGUUGGUGGGGGGGGGGAGAACGCAACAACAAAAUGUUUUUUAAAAAACAAAACAUGCAUAGCAACAAAGAUUUUAAUUAUUAAUACAUUUUGUACAAAUUUACGUGGGAAGGCAGCGAUCUGGAUCUGGUGAUUUUUUUUUCUUCCAGAGGCAAUGCUUGUUUUAUAAUACGUGAAAUCAGAUGUGAUUUAGUGGUGGGUUUUUCUCCCUCUUCAUUUUGGGUCUUUGAAAAAGAAAUUAGGGACCAAAUUUUUAUUUCUCCUUUGUUCCCUCCAGGUUCUUCUGUCCUUUUUUUUUCUUUGUAAAUUAAAGCAGAACCAUCUGCAGUAUUUUCUAUGGCUCAGACAUUAUGAGGAUGAGAAAUAUAAAUAUAUAUAUUGUUUAGCACUGUAAAUAAAAACCUUUCAAAAAGA
Eublepharis macularius is the source of this 1493-nucleotide messenger RNA. It is a transcript of the gene PTMS, whose product is annotated as parathymosin. NCBI's taxonomy places the organism in Eukaryota, Metazoa, Chordata, Lepidosauria, Squamata, Eublepharidae. The record is from RefSeq and is a predicted model, not a curated record. Gene Ontology annotation, biological process: positive regulation of transcription by RNA polymerase II; negative regulation of apoptotic process. The transcript is spliced from 5 exons. Gene Ontology annotation, cellular component: nucleus. Bases 144 to 485 code for a protein of 113 amino acids. Gene Ontology annotation, molecular function: histone binding.